Molecule: messenger RNA, 2286 nt
Organism: Pan troglodytes (chimpanzee)
Lineage: Eukaryota; Metazoa; Chordata; Mammalia; Primates; Hominidae
Gene: CA14
Product: carbonic anhydrase 14
Exons: 11
Coding region: 853-1866 (337 amino acids)
Cellular component (GO): plasma membrane
Molecular function (GO): zinc ion binding; carbonate dehydratase activity
Source: RefSeq, a predicted model, not a curated record
AGAUGAGUUCUCCUUGCCUCACUUCUCUUCCUUAGAACUUAGGACACAACUCAGGUUUUAGUUAUUGACUUCCUCCACCCCUCGCCUGCACCCUGAGUCCCUAAUUCCUUCUUGUUAUAUAUCUCCUAAUUCUGGACUCUUCCCAUUCCAGGGCAGCUCAGAUUGUGCAGGGAAUUGGGAACAGGUACCCCCACCAUCUGCCCCAUACCACCCAGGGAGCUGCUCCUCAGAGGAGAAAUCAGGCAGGGGGAUGAAAAUACAGUGUCCUUUUGAGGGGGCUGAGUUGAACCCCAAAGCCCCUUCCUUGACCCUGCCUGCUCCAGGGAACACCCAUCUAAACAGCAUCUGUGUGACUAGCAGAGGAAGGAAGAGCUCACCCCAGCUGGGCUCCUGAGCCAGGGCCAGGGCUCCAGUGAAACUUGCCGCGCUCCAGCUCCGAGUGGGGCCAUCCUGCAUGCCUAAUUGGCUAUUUAAGGAGCUGUUCGCCAGCAGCCCAGGCAGCACCCCCGUCCCCACAUACACCCGUUCAGAGCCACCUUAAAAGCAGGAGGCAGUUGUAAAGUCGCUGGCCAGCUAGUGGAGUGGAGACUGCAGAGGGAGAUAAAGAGAGAGGGCAAAGAGGCAGCAAGAGAUUUGUCCUGGGGAUCCAGAAACCCAUGAUACCCUACUGAACACCAAAUCCCCUGGAAGCCCACAGAGACAGAGACAGCAAGAGAAGCAGAGAUAAAUACACUCACGCCAGGAGCUCGCUCGCUCUCUCUCUCUCUCUCACUCCUCCCUCCCUCUCUCUCUGCCUGUCCUAGUCCUCUAGUCCUCAAAUUCCCAGUCCCCUGCACCCCUUCCUGGGACACUAUGUUGUUCUCCGCCCUCCUGCUGGAGGUGAUUUGGAUCCUGGCUGCAGAUGGGGGUCAACACUGGAUGUAUGAGGGCCCACAUGGUCAGGACCAUUGGCCAGCCUCUUACCCCGAGUGUGGAAACAAUGCCCAGUCACCCAUCGAUAUUCAGACAGACAGUGUGACAUUUGACCCUGAUUUGCCUGCUCUGCAGCCCCACGGAUAUGACCAGCCUGGCACCGAGCCUUUGGACCUGCACAACAAUGGCCACACAGUGCAACUCUCUCUGCCUUCUACCCUGUAUCUGGGUGGACUUCCCCGAAAAUAUGUAGCUGCCCAGCUCCACCUGCACUGGGGUCAGAAAGGAUCCCCAGGGGGGUCAGAACACCAGAUCAACAGUGAAGCCACAGUUGCAGAGCUCCACAUUGUACAUUAUGACUCUGAUUCCUAUGACAGCUUGAGUGAGGCUGCUGAGAAGCCUCAGGGCCUGGCUGUCCUGGGCAUCCUAAUUGAGGUGGGUGAGACUAAGAAUAUAGCUUAUGAACACAUUCUGAGUCACUUGCAUGAAGUCAGGCAUAAAGAUCAGAAGACCUCAGUGCCUCCCUUCAACCUAAGAGAGCUGCUCCCCCCACAGCUGGGGCAGUACUUCCGCUACAAUGGCUCGCUCACAACUCCCCCUUGCUACCAGAGUGUGCUCUGGACAGUUUUUUAUAGAAGGUCCCAGAUUUCAACGGAACAGCUGGAAAAGCUUCAGGGGACAUUGUUCUCCACAGAAGAGGAGCCCUCUAAGCUUCUGGUACAGAACUACCGAGCCCUUCAGCCUCUCAAUCAGCGCAUGGUCUUUGCUUCUUUCAUCCAAGCAGGAUCCUCGUAUACCACAGGUGAAAUGCUGAGUCUAGGUGUAGGAAUCUUGGUUGGCUGUCUCUGCCUUCUCCUGGCUGUUUAUUUCAUUGCUAGAAAGAUUCGGAAGAAGAGGCUGGAAAACCGAAAGAGUGUGGUCUUCACUUCAGCACAAGCCACGACUGAGGCAUAAAUUCCUUCUCAGAUACCAUGGAUGUGGAUGACUUCCCUUCAUGCCUAUCAGGAAGCCUCUAAAAUGGGGUGUAGGAUCUGGCCAGAAACACUGUAGGAGUAGUAAGCAGAUGUCCUCCUUCCCUUGGACAUCUCCUAGAGAGGAAUGGACCCAGGCUGUCAUUCGAGGAAGAACUGCAGAGCCUUCAGCCUCUCCAAACAUGUAGGAGGAAAUGAGGAAAUCGCUGUGUUGUUAAUGCAGAGAACAAACUCUGUUUAGUUGCAGGGGAAGUUUGGGAUAUACCCCAAAGUCCUCUACCCCCUCACUUUUAUGGCCCUUUCCCUAGAUAAUACUGCGGGAUCUCUCCUUAGGAUAAAGAGUUGCUGUUGAAGUUGUAUAUUUUUGAUCAAUAUAUUUGGAAAUUAAAGUUUCUGACUUUAA